AGAAGCCCCACAUGGUCCAUACUUGGGUUAUUUUCACACACAAGCAAUUACAACACAGAGGCAGAAGAAGCAAAGAGUGAGAAGUGAAGAGUGAAGAAGAGUGAAGAAUUGAAGAGAAAAUGGGUGCUGAUUGGGGACCAGUUAUUGUUGCUGUGGCCUUAUUCAUCCUCUUAUCUCCGGGUUUGUUGUUCCAAUUUCCCUCAAAGUAUAGGGUGGUUGAGUUUGGAAACAUGAGCACUAGUGGGAUUGCAAUUUUGGUUCAUGCCAUCAUUUUCUUCUGCAUACUUACCAUCUUGGUUGUAGCAAUAGGCAUUCACAUACACAUCAAUUGAAUCCUAUGUUCACCUUAUAAGUCACCACAAAUCUCCAUAUGUACGUUUACAAUUACUUUUCUUUUUAGCUCCUUUGAUGUAUUAAUUUCCCUUUUAAAGUUUUUCAUCUUGGUUUUCUUCUGGGGUACUGUGUACCAAAAAUUGUUCAAAAUGGAAAAAGAGAUAUAAAACUAUAGGAAUUAUGUCUUUUGUUACUUCUUAA
This is a messenger RNA of Glycine soja, 534 nucleotides long. RefSeq lists its product as uncharacterized. The record is from RefSeq and is a predicted model, not a curated record. The transcript has a single exon. Bases 120 to 332 code for a protein of 70 amino acids. NCBI's taxonomy places the organism in Eukaryota, Viridiplantae, Streptophyta, Magnoliopsida, Fabales, Fabaceae.